UGGUGUAGAAAACAUGGGGUGCGUGACGCAAUUGCCUCAAUUCAAUUCGAGUUUGAAUUCAAAAAAUGCACAUCUAAUCUUUGUUCACUGUAGAAGCGACGCCUUCAAGUGUUUGUGAAAAUGCCAGACAAAAACUCUUAUGUAGACCGUCAAUUCCUCACCCCACGAAGGUCACCCAGGUUCCUCCCACAACUAAACCACACUAUUGCCAACCCCAAAUCUGCCACCGUUUCCGUAAAGAAAUCCAAUGAUUCUACAGUCGGGUCGAGAAUAUCUCCGAGGCUUAACAAUGGGGACGUUGGGUUUUCAUCUCUUCGACGAUCUCCCAGGUUCAACAACGAGCCAAGCGAUAAGAAAGUGAACGGCACGAGGGUGAAGGGCGGUGAAGCUGAAACGAAAGAAAAGUGUGUCGUUUUGGAUGAGGGGUUUGGUGGAGGAAGAAAGAAAGAGAGAAAGGAGAAGAGGAAUGAAGUUAGAACGCACGAUAAUCAUGGCGUUUCGGAUGAAGGGUGUCGUCAACGAAGGAAGAAGGAGAGAAACAGGGGGAGUAGGGAUGGAGUUAACACCCAAGGAAAUCGUGUCAUUUCAGAUGAAGGGACUGGUGGGGGAGAAAAGAAGGGGGUAAAAGGGAAGAGGGUUGGAGUUGAAACGACCAGAAAUGGUGUCGUUUCGGAUGAGGGUGCUGGUGGGGGAAGAAAGAAGGGUGGAAAUAGAGAGAUCGUUGGAGUUAAAACAGAAGAAAAUCGUGUUGUUUGUGAUGAGGGUUUUGGCGGAGAAAGAAAGAAGAGGGGAAAUGGAGAGAAGAGAAAGCGCAAUGACGAUGAAAUAAGGAAAGGAUGGACCAAGGAACAAGAUUUGGCUCUCCAAAGAGCAUAUCUUACUGCAAAGCCUAGCCCCCAUUUCUGGAAGAACGUUUCCAAACUGGUGCCUGGAAAGUCUCAACAGGAAUGCUUUGAUAGAAUUCACAUUGACCAUGUGACUCCAGUUCAAUUGCAGCCUCGAUCAAGGGCAAAGACAUUAAAAUCAUCACCCAUUCAGGAAUUUUCUUUAUCUGCAAGUAAACUUCUCAACCCUAUUGACAUAAAAGUUAGAAGAUCUAAUGUUCUAAAACCAAAGAACAUUAUUACCCAGAAGUCUGUUGAGAAGCAGUUACAGCGCAGGCUUGCAGGUGAUCUAGACCGUGCAGGGGACAUAUUUUCCGUUCUUGAACCAAACAUAGAUUUGUCCACUAAUGCUUUACAGCCUAGUGAAUCCCUUUCUACUCCAAAGCAGCUAAAGGAAAACAAAGGGUUCCUGCAAAGUUACACUGAAACAUCAUCUUCAAGUGGUAAUAAGGUACUUUCAAGAUUUAGUGGCUCGCACAAUACAGAUCUUGUUAGUCCACCGGUACUAAAGAAAGUAAAGAACAGGGUAUUGCAUGAAAAAUAUGUCAAUAAAUUGCGCUGUAGGGAAUCUAGGAGAAGAGCAGCCUCUACGAAUAUAAUUGGUGAAGGAAGAAGCAUAAAGAAAAAGGAUGCAGUUAAAGCUGCAAAAGUUGCCUUGGUUUCUGAAGCUAGAGAUGCUAUCAACAAAUUUCGACAAUCGCAAGUCAAUGUCAUGGACAACGGCUGCAGUUCUGAUGAAGUUAACGAUGAUGACAUUCAAUAUGAAGAUGAAAGUCAAUAGGUUCUAGUGAAAUUGUAGUCCAUAGCCUAGUCAUAAACUGAUUUUUU
Molecule: messenger RNA, 1712 nt
Organism: Vigna umbellata (rice bean)
Lineage: Eukaryota; Viridiplantae; Streptophyta; Magnoliopsida; Fabales; Fabaceae
Source: RefSeq, a predicted model, not a curated record